UGUGAAUGCCAGUCAGCCGGCAAAACCAGUGAGCGAGAGUGUGUGCUUGUGUUUGUGUGUGGCAGAGCGAGCCAGUUGCAGCCUCUGCUGGUGUAGGAAACGCCAGGCAGCCAGUGCAGUGUUUUAAAGUGAACGAUACAUCCUGCUCCGCUCCUCUGCCUCUCUUUGGACUAUACCACUACCAGGGACUCACCCUUUGGACUAUUCCGAGGCUUCCUCCUCGUCUUGCAUUUGAAGGGAACACCUGUGUGUUGUUUGUGUGUGUGUGUGAGCAGAGACAACGGACUUAGCCCUGGUGAACAGGGCGAGUGGAUGACUUCAGUGGAUGAGGGCUUGGCUGGUGGAAAGAGGGAGGCUGCUGACCAUGGACUCCCCUCACUAGUUAACGGGGGUGGUGAGGACGAUCAGGUGUGUCCGGUCAUCAUGUGCACACGGGCCUUUCCUGACUCCGUCCCCGAGAGCCAGCUGUUCCCUGGAGAGGUGGAGGAGCCUGAGGAGGAGGUGGCAGACGAGGGCAGGGAGAGGGAAUCGGACAGAGACAGUGCUGUGGAAAGCACCCAGGGGUCAGACACCUCAGACGGGCUCACCAGACUCGAGGACAAGGAAGACGCACUGGGGGAUCUUUUUUUCCCUGGGGAGAAGUGUGGUCAGACUACUAUAUCUGUGACCUCUGAUCUAUCAACACGUUCCUCGGCUUCUCUGAACGAGGAGCAGUUUGAGGACUACGGAGAAGGAGAGGAACCGGACUACACUCCCAGCAGCCCCUGUCCGGACGACGAGACUCGUACCAACGGCUACUCCGACCUCGGCUCAUCUGUACCCUCAAGUGCGGGCCAAACUCCUCGUAAGGUGCGUCACCAUUUUACUGGUGAACUCAUGGAUGUCUACUGUUCUCAGUGCAGCAAAAAGGUCAACUUGCUAAAUGACCUGGAGGCUCGCCUCAAAAACCUCAAGGCUAAUAGCCCCAACAGGAAAAUCUCCAGCACUGCUUUUGGAAGGCAGCUGCUCCACAACAGCAACUUGAGCAGCAGCAACGGCAGUACAGAGGACCUUUUCCGAGACAGCAUUGACUCUUGUGACAUCGACAUCAACGAGAAGGUGAGCUCUCUUGAGAAGAAGGUGGCAGAACUCGAGAAUGAGAUUCUGAUCAACGGUGACCUCAAAUCCAAGCUGAAGCAGGAAAACACACAACUAGUACACAGGGUAAAUGAGCUGGAGGAGCUGCUGAAAGACCAAGAGACUCGUGCAGAGCAAAAUCUGCAGAUGGAAUUAAGACGACACAGAGAGGCCUACAGCAAGAUGGAGAGAGACAAGAACACGCAGAUAGAGCUGCUGACCAACCGAGUUAAGCAGCUGGAGGAGGAGAACAGUGACAUGACUUUUAACAUGUGCCGACUGAAGUCACAGACGGAGAAACUGGAUGAGGAGAAGCAAAGGAUGACAGACAAGCUUGAAGAUACCAGUCUACGCCUGAAGGAUGAGAUGGACCUUUACAGGAAAAUGAUGGACAAACUGAGACAGAACAGACAGCAGUUCCAGAAAGAGAAGGAGGCCAUGCAGGAGCUGAUAGAAGACCUGCGUCGAGAGCUGGAGCACUUGCAACUCUACAAGCUUGAGGCAGAGAGGCCUGGCCGAAGUCGCAGCUCUUCCUCUGGGCUUGCAGACUUCAACAGCAGGACCAGGGAGGUGGAGCUGGAGCAUGAGGUCAAGAGGCUCAAGCAGCGAUUCAUGUCCCAGGACUUUCUUCCCCCUGAAAUCCAGCACCUGGUGUUGUCUGGGGCUUGGCUCCGUCCUGGUCUGAUGGAGAACCAGAAGCUGAGGGAGCAGAAUGAUGAGCUGAAUGGUCAGAUCCUCAGUCUUAGUCUGUAUGAAGCCAAGAACCUGUUUGCCACACAGACUAAGGCCCAGAGUCUAGCUGCUGAGAUAGAUAAUGCCUCCAGGGACCAGUUGAUGGAAGCCCUAAAGGAGCAGGAGGAAAUCAACUUGCGUUUGCGACAGUACAUGGACAAAAUCAUCCUGUCCAUCCUGGACCACAACCCCUCCAUUCUGGAGAUCAAGAACUAGCAGUAACUCAACUGGAAUGAGAAUUGUUCCUGAACUCGGGGGAGUGAGGAUCAUUCCAGCUGUCUGAUCAGAACCUGCGACCUGAGUCGGGAACCCAUACAGGGGGAAAGCAGAGCGAACCAGAGCAAGGCUUGUAUAAAUAGAUAUGCAUCGCCCCCUGCUGUUUAUAGCGAGAAGAACUUCUCUUGUGGACAAACCAGAAGGAAAUUCUGUGUUGGCCUAAAGGGAGUUUUCUCAGCCAGUGAUUGCUCGCUGACUGAUGGUUUUACUACUGUGACAGUUCAAGUCAACGUGUCCUGUUUUAAUUCUCUGUCUCUGCUAUGAACUGUAGUUACUGUCACCAUUUUGAUCUCAAGCUGAUGAUUUCUUCCCAGAAAUAUUCUGUGCCCAACGUACUUUGAAGACUGACGCAGUUGCUCGAUGUAGUACACCGGACAUAAUGUACUUGCGCAUUAAAAACUGGAAAAAUGUGUGUACUACUGUAUAGCUGUGUAAUUCAGAGACAGUUUGGUAUGAUGUAGAGGCACUUUUUUGACACAUAUAGGUGAAUAAGCUGGCAAGCAGACUGUAAGCCUGUGUGAGACAGGGAUGAAGGCAGAUCAGUCCACUCUGCCUGACCUGUAAAUUGCCAGUCUUUUCUCCUCUAUCAUGCAGGUGUUCUCUGAAUGCAUGUGAUGGCAUAUUGGGACAAGCACGUGUUGAAAGAAGACUGUGAAAAGAGGCAGAAGUGGUCAGUGGUAUUGAAAGCAAUGAAUUAAGCAAAAGUGUUUUCCUUAAAGAAGUGGGGAUGGUACAUGAUGGACCAUGUAAGCUCGCAAAAAGAAGUCGUGUGAAGUCGGUGAAGGUACAUUGAAGGUGAAAUUUAUUUUUGUUCAUUCUCGAGAACGUCUUCCAGGAAACCUUGCAGCAGCACUUGCAGUGUCAAUCAGUCCAGUAAGUGAAUAUUUUUUCACUGAGAAGUGGCCCUUAGUUGGUUCGGAUGAGUAGUAGAAUAUCACUUUAUGGCAUAGAAGCUACAACCAAGGAGUGUCUUCAAACUGUAACUUUCAUGGCUGCUAUUUGUCAGCACAGCCUGAGCUUGAAAAGAUUCCCGGAUGCUAUCAAAAGACCCAAAAGAUGUUGCACAGAAAUGUAAUGAUAUGAAUGUACAGGAAGUGUGGUGGAUUUAUGGUAGAGUGACUGGUAACAUGGUUUACUGAAUCAUCUUUCAAUGCUCAGUGAAAUCGACUCAGAUACUGGAUGUGAGCAUGCACAGGAGACUCACUUUUUGGUACAAGAGACUGGAUUAGCAAUCUCAAUGACACCUGCAGGUUGCAGAUUGUAGUUAAAGCCCCAACGGCUCUCUGAAAUUCUAAUACUGUAAAUAUCAUGAAUGUACAACUCAAUAUUUCACUUUCCGUGUGGUCAAAAGGGCGCUUUAAACUUAAAUCUGUAAUUGACUAAACAUGUUGUGACACAUAUGCACAGUAUUCAGUACUGUAAUAAGGAGGGCAUUGUUUUUAGAGGGGAAAAUAUUACAAUCUGCUGUAUUAUGUAAUUCUAAACUUGAGUUUUGCUUCCUUGCACAAAAAAAUGUUUUCUUUUGCAUGGUUCACAUUUUCUUCUGUCUGUGCCUUUUGAAGACAUUUUUGAAGAUGAUGUUGCUAUAGAUUUACACCAUUUUUUUGAAGGUACAUUCUUUGUCUACGUCUGACAUAUUUUCUUCACUUGUAAAUGUUGUAAUUAUAUAGUGAUAAUUUGUAUUCAUGUGCCACUUACCACUCUUUUUCAGAUUGAUACUAAGAAAACUAUUUUAUACAGUAGGUGUCCAGUUCGCAGUCUAGCACAACGCUUUGUAUGGUACGCAAGUCAGGUUAUAUUUUGUCAGUGUAAUUAUUUUGUUUUUUUAACGCAGUGGAUGAUGUUGCAUUUUUUCAAUUUUUUGUUAGUUACAUUAAGUCUACUGAUUUUCAAGUUGUUUUCAAUUGGCUUUUUAUAUGGUUGUAAACUGUCUUCCUAACUUAAACGGUGACCAUUAUGAGCAAUAUUAACUUAUUACCGAUACUUGCUGAUUUGUGUCUUGUUUUGCUUCACAAAUCCUUUUACUCUAGCUGCGUGUGCCAUUUUAGAUUUAAAUUUAAAUUUACAUUGAUCUGUAAAAACUGUCACAAAUUCAUGGCUUGUAGCUCUUAAAUUUUUUUAUUAUUAGGGCUAUCCAGUGGGAUGUAGUCACCUUAAAUUGCAAUAAAAAAUGGCUUUGGCAGCGA
Molecule: messenger RNA, 4310 nt
Organism: Amphiprion ocellaris (clown anemonefish)
Lineage: Eukaryota; Metazoa; Chordata; Actinopteri; Pomacentridae
Gene: rab11fip4b
Product: RAB11 family interacting protein 4 (class II) b
Exons: 14
Coding region: 313-2064 (583 amino acids)
Biological process (GO): endocytic recycling; regulation of cytokinesis
Cellular component (GO): cleavage furrow; recycling endosome membrane; midbody
Molecular function (GO): calcium ion binding
Source: RefSeq, a predicted model, not a curated record